CCGAGCAAGUUCGUUUUUUGCUCUGACCUUCUCUCCGCGUCUGCUUUCGCCGGGAGAACACGACCAAGAUCGAUAGAGAGGCCGCUUGGUGGAUCUGCAUCGACUGUAGAUGGCACCGAAGAGCGUGCUACUACCGGUGUCCGAUCCCCCGCCGCCGCCUCUUCGAGGAGUGGACGACAACGACCCCCUCUUCCGAGGAUCCGCCAUGACAAGGCGAGGUGCCUUUGCAGCCAUCUCCUACAUGUCCUGCGCAGUUCUUCUAGUUAUGUUCAAUAAAGCAGCUCUAUCUUCGUAUAAUUUCCCGUCUGCUAAUGUUAUUACUCUUUUUCAGAUGAUCAGUUCAAUAUGCCUGCUUUAUGCAAUGAGGCGAUGGAGGAUUAUUUCUUUCGCAAAUGGUGAAUCGCAUAAAACAGGCUUGGUGCCACUUCAAACUGUUUUGCAUACCCUUCCUCUGUCUAUCGCAUAUUUACUUUACAUGUUGGCUGUAAUGGAGUCUGUUCGUGGAGUAAAUGUUCCAAUGUAUACCACACUUAGACGUACAACUGUUGUAUUUACGAUGAUUGUAGAGUACUUACUUACGAGGCAAAAAUACACAUAUCCCAUUGUCGGAAGUGUUGUGUUGAUUGUCCUUGGAGCUUUUGUUGCUGGAGCUCGAGACCUAUCCUUUGAUUUUUAUGGCUAUGGCAUGGUCUUCACCGCUAACAUGACAACUGCAAUUUAUCUAGCAACGAUAAACCGCGUCGGAAAAUCCAGUGGACUAAACAGCUUUGGGCUCAUGUGGUGUAAUGGAAUAGUAUGCGGACCAAUUUUGUUAUUCUUGACGUACAUUCGUGGUGAGUUGGAACUUACAAUGAACUUUCCUUAUCUUCAUUCGCUUGGUUUUCAGGCUUUGAUGCUAUUUUCCUGCAUCUUGGCAUUUUUCUUGAACUACUGCAUUUUCUUGAACACGACCUUGAACUCUGCUCUGACACAAACAAUGUGUGGAAAUCUGAAGGUCACAAAGCUGCUAUACCUUAGAGCCAUGGCCUGAUCAGAGAUUGACAACAACCAUCAAGAGGUAACCCAAUUCUUAAUGAGAUCAGUAAUAUAAAUCAUAUUAGUAUCAACCUAGCACAGCCCUAGAAUAUCUGUAAAACAUAUCCUACUCCGUUUCUUUAACAAUGACAGUAAGCUAAAACAACAGUAGUAAACUUAGAAAAACACUAAGCAUCCACUCGUUUUCUUAAUCCAUUGUUCACUGUUUUCUAGGACAUGUAAUCUGAUCUAAUCUAGAUUUGCUGUCCUGUGAGUGAUAUCAUCACCUCAUCAUACACUAAACAAUUCAGUGAGGAGUCACUUAUUAGUUGCAAUUAUUGAAGGCGAAGUAAAGGAAACAAAAGGCGGAAUGGAGGGGGCUUGUUCUGUUCUGCCUCUUUGCAUCCAUUGACGCAUUUAUUAAUGUGCCUUGAGAACCAAGUGCAACAGCUAGAAAGCAUAAAAGGCACUGAUAAGUCCGUGUCAUUUGCCCAGUUCGAUCCAGCUAUUUUCUGCUUACUUUAUUGGAUGUCAUUUAUUUUAAUGUACUUUAUUUUUGUUUUAUUUUUCAAAUUCCAUCAUAAUGAUCCUCUUUGUUUUUUUGGCUGUUUACUAGGAGGAGAGAAGAGUGACAGGGAAAGAUGAUGUGGUUUCCCUCUUUGCAAAGUGAUAUUUGUGCUAAAUUCCACUGCAUGAAACUAAGGCUGUGUUUCUUUCGAGGUGUGGAUUGAGUAAGCGGAGAAAUUAAAGAGGGGAAAAAAUACUUAAAGGAAAAAAAGGAUUAGAAAAGAAUCCUAGUAAAAGGAAGAGAAACACGAGGGACAGUUGUGUCGAAAGUCACGUUGUGAAGUCACUGACUGACGCGUGCAAGGUUGGUCGUGCCCGCAAAGGAGGCCGCAAGGUUGGCCGACUGAAGGUUGUGUGAGGUGGUUGUGCAAGCCGCCCAUGGAUCGUGCAGUUGAGGAUAGAGAUGUGACCCGGAAGAAGAUAGAGGAUGAAUUUAAAAGGUUUAAAAAUUAAUCCUCGGAUGGAUCUUUAAAUCGAAGGAGGCACAGGCGUGCUGAGUAAGGAAAGGGUCUAAUUUUUAUAUGGUAAAAUUAAGGGGUGAUUUGGAUAGAUUGGCUCGGUUCAACUUCAAAUCAAAGCAGGAGUGAGUGGCUCUUUGAAUCUUUUUUCAUGGCGCCUUCACGUGAUGAGGUGGACCCCUUUCUCUAACCAUCCCUCCCUUUGUCUCCCUUUCGCGAUCGCCUGCCGCGGCACAGUCACCCCCCAGGUAUUCUCUCCCUAGCUGAUUUUGGACAACCAAUCGAGUAUUUUGUUUUUAUUUUCUUUUAGUAAUUUCUAAAUCUGGGUCUUAUUUUGUAUACAAUUUGUAAUUACUAAACUACAAAAAAAAUGCCAAUACAUUUUGACAUCAUUGUCUAA
Zingiber officinale is the source of this 2439-nucleotide messenger RNA. RefSeq names its product UDP-N-acetylglucosamine transporter UGNT1-like. Gene Ontology annotation, cellular component: Golgi apparatus. The coding region runs from base 110 to 1030 and encodes 306 amino acids. Gene Ontology annotation, molecular function: GDP-fucose transmembrane transporter activity; antiporter activity. The transcript has 9 exons. The record is from RefSeq and is a predicted model, not a curated record. NCBI's taxonomy places the organism in Eukaryota, Viridiplantae, Streptophyta, Magnoliopsida, Zingiberales, Zingiberaceae.